AUGGCCGUUCCGCCGCAACUCGCCCAACAAUCCAUUUCUGCCCCGCCGCUCUCCGCCGCGAUCGCCGCUAAUCCCCAUGCCGCCGCCGGUCUCAUCUUCUCCGCCAGUAGUAAACCCUCCACCAGCAACACCCUCUCCCUUAAUACCCCUCCCUCCCCCAGUCGCCGCCGCGCCGCCGCCGACAUCUCCAUCUCCAUCUCCGCCGCCAGUACCGGCGCCGGCGCCGUCAUCGCCACCGCCGCCGCUAGUUCCGUCUCCCCCGCCGCCCGCACCGCCGCCGCCUGCAGUAGAGCCCAUAAUAUACCCGCCGCCGCUGCCUUCCUCCUCCUCGCCGCCGCCGCUCUUCCCAUGGCUGACUCCGCCGGCAGACAAUCCGCCGCCGCUCUUCCCAUGGCUGACGCCGCCCACAACGGGAACAGACACUCCGCCGCUGCCUGGAAUUGUCUUCCCGCCGCCGCUGGUGCCGGACAAUCCUCCCGCGUUUUCAUUCCCACCGGACUUGUUUCUGACGCCGCCGCAAAUGCCUCAGUUGCCGGGGUUCUUUCCGCCGCCGCUGGUCAGUGA
Messenger RNA from Salvia hispanica, 564 nucleotides. NCBI's taxonomy places the organism in Eukaryota, Viridiplantae, Streptophyta, Magnoliopsida, Lamiales, Lamiaceae. The record is from RefSeq and is a predicted model, not a curated record.